AUUUCCACACGUCAAAGAAAUUAAUUUAACAAGUAAAAAAUCAUUAAGUUAAAAUGGAGAAGAAAGAUAUCACUAAUGUUCAAGUACUAUAUAGAGAAUGGGGAAACUAUAUCACUAUCAUUCUUGAACAAUAUUCUAGAGCAUUAACCUAUUACAACAAAUCUUAUGAAAAGAAUCCUCUUGAUACUCGCGCAUUGCUUGGAAGAGCAUGGGCCCUGUCAAAGGUGGUUAGUUAUGAAGAAGCUCUAUUAGAUGUAAAUAAAGCAAUUGAACUUGCACCCGAUAAUUUAAUUGCUAGGGCUCACAAGGCGUUAAUAACAUAUUUGACAUGUGAGUUUGAGGAAGCACUGGUACAAAAUACUCGUUUAAUUCCUCUUAGAAAGAAGCCCGAAAACUUUGUUAUGGGUGUUAUGCAUUGUACCGAGGCCAUACAAAAUUGUCUUGGUGAACGAUGUGGUAGACCAUUAAGAGAUCAUUUUAAAAUAAUUAGAAGAUUGGCCUGGAAAGAGCAUUUUGAGUCUCUAAAGCCCUAUACUGCAAAAGCUAAAUUAGCAAAACCUAAAAGAAAUAACAGAAAAAAGCAAUUUAAGGAUUUGGCAGCGGAAAAUAAAUUACGCAAUAGAAAGAGCAAAACAACACCCGUAGAUGGUGAAGAAAAAUGCUCAGAAAUUCUAGACAGUUUACACAGCACAAAUUCUGAAGAUAAUUAUAUUCCACCAUUUACCAAUCCAUUUCCAUAUAAACCUCUGCAAAAUUAUACAAAAAAUAUAAAAAAUUAUAUGGCCGAAAAAUAUUUAGACUGCAUGUAUUUAGAUAAAAUUUAUUUGCAAAAAAUCAGAAUGGAAAAAGGAAUCAAAUCACCUAAUUAUAAAGGCACUCUUAAAAUCAAAAGUCUUGCAAAAAUUGGAUACAAAACUGUAUGUUAUAAACAGGAAUUGUUACGUACCCGCCGACCAUUUUAUUAUUUGAAAUAUCAUGAAGUACAAUCUACGGGCGAAUUAAAAUCUCGACAAGAAAAGCAAUUUGAACUAUUGCAAGAUAAAGCAACAAAAUAUGCAGAUAAAAGAAUGAGAACGAUCAAUAAUGCCUUGGCAAGUAAAGACUGGAAAUUGGUUCUAAAUAAUACGGAAAAUCUUAUGAUAUUUUGUGAAAAAACUCCCAAGAAAUUAUUGAGGAAUAGGGACAUGUAUAUGAGCGCUGUUUAUACCUCCGUUUGUAACGCUCAUUAUGAUAUGAAACGGUUGAACCCCAAUAAAUCUGAUCAAAGUCAAAAGAAGAGAAUAAUGGUUACUUUUGGAAUGACCUUAACGAGGACACUUUCAAAAGAUUCUGUAAUUCAACAAUUCAGAGAUAAUAUAGUAGAUUUUAAUAAACAAAUUGAUGUGUAUUUGGAGCGUAUGAAAAAAGCUCAAGGACAUGAAGAAUUAGUUUGGAUAUAUCACGAAUUAUCACGAUUAUAUUCAGAAACGAAACAAUAUGAAAUAUCUAGAAUGUACGCCAAAAAGUGCCUUACAGAAGCUCAAAUAUGCGAGAAUAACAAAUGGGCAAUAAAUGCUCUCACAUUAAUUAUCAGGGCACACGUUCAACAGUCUCAUAAAAAUGAUGCUAAAAAUGAAAUAUUAAGAGCUAUUGACAUCAGUACUCAAAUGGUAGAUCCCGUUGUAACCGCUUUUAUGACCAAAGCAUUAGAAGUCAUCCAUGAGAUGAACUUUGAAGAAGUGCAAGCUACGAAAGAAUUGGAAAAACGAGAAAAGAAAAUCGUUGGUCUUAUGCCCGAUUCUGCUAUGCAAAGUGAAGCUGCUCAUCUCUUUAGGAUGCUGGCUACUAUGCCAGCAAAUAGAAGAAUGUCUGUAAUGCCUGGAAUUAAAAUAGAAGACAGUGAACAAAGUAAGAAACGUCAGACAUUGUCAUUGAAAACUUUAUUAUUUUCCAUUUCCAACAAGUAAUUUACAAGUUACUAUAAAUAAUAAAGUGAAUAUUCCUUUGGCAAGGUAAGUAGACAAAUUUAAAAGUAUAAUUACAACUUGAAAGAAUUUUGUCAAUAUCUCAAUAUUAUUAUUAAAAAUAUACAUUUCGUAAUAUCUUA
Aethina tumida (small hive beetle) is the source of this 2086-nucleotide messenger RNA. Its product is annotated as outer dynein arm-docking complex subunit 4-like. Lineage: Eukaryota; Metazoa; Arthropoda; Insecta; Coleoptera; Nitidulidae. The record is from RefSeq and is a predicted model, not a curated record. Bases 54 to 1946 code for a protein of 630 amino acids. Gene Ontology annotation, molecular function: protein binding. The transcript has 8 exons.